Limulus polyphemus (Atlantic horseshoe crab) is the source of this 972-nucleotide messenger RNA. Its product is annotated as cholecystokinin receptor type A-like. Gene Ontology annotation, molecular function: neuropeptide receptor activity. The transcript has 4 exons. The coding region runs from base 1 to 972 and encodes 323 amino acids. The record is from RefSeq and is a predicted model, not a curated record. NCBI's taxonomy places the organism in Eukaryota, Metazoa, Arthropoda, Merostomata, Xiphosura, Limulidae. Gene Ontology annotation, biological process: neuropeptide signaling pathway. Gene Ontology annotation, cellular component: membrane.
AUGGAGCCAGAAAUUGCUAACCAUGACCAUAAAUCAGCUACUGUAGCUGAGUUGCAGCGUCUUCUAGUGACAUGUUGGGAUGAAAUCACAGUGGAUUACAUCAAUAACCUCAUCCAUGUCACAUCGCCUUGCAGAGAAAAAUACAAGUGUCGAGAAAAGUGGCCUGAUGUGAUAUCAGAGCGAGCCUUCAACUUAUGUCUAGACAUUGUGCUGUUAGUUGUUCCACUCUUUGUCAUGACACUGACGUAUUCCUGUGUGGUCUGUACCUUAUACCAGGGAAUUAAAUUAGAGGAAUUGGGUCAUAGUGACGAGUCAAACCCCAAUCUCAAUGCUGGUCAGCCAUGUUUGACAUCAGAAAAACAUCCACUAACUAGAAGUAGGGUAGUUCGGCGCAAAGAACCUUCGAAAGGUUCAAUAACGGAUAGAAUUCGUCCAAGAGAUAAUGCUGAAUGGCUAUCAAUGGAAAACCUUAGUCCAAAAGAUGACAGACCACAUACAAUGUUGGGUAGCUUCUUUAGGCAAGAUAAGACAAAAAGUGGCCAUAUUUUGUGUCCAAAAACCAACAUUAAAAAGACAGAAGAAGAAAAACGCAAAGUGGUCAAGAUGCUGUUUGUCGUUGUUUUGGAGUUCUUCAUUUGUUGGACGCCACUUUACGUCAUAAACACGUGGUCUCUGUAUGAUCAUCAAAGUCUGUAUAGCAAAGUUGGGCCUGACACAAUUUCGGCAAUUCAGCUUCUAGCUUACACCUCUUCCUGUUGUAACCCAAUCACAUACUGCUUCAUGCACAACAAGUUCAGACACGCCUUGCUGGCUAUCUUUGGAUUGAAGAAGGUCAGGCGCCCAAGUCAGGCUAGUGACCUUGCUACUUUAAACAGUGGAUUCAGUCUACGAAACUCCACGAGGACAGGACCUGCUGUCAGAAAACCAAUACCUGACAACAACAAACUUGUAACAGACGGUCGGAGGAAGUAA